CCCCGCCUCCCGUGCGCGCGCCAGAGGCCCGGGUCCCGCGUGCUCCGCCUGCGGCGGCCCGGGGAACGGAGGGAGCGGGCGAGCUCCCUGCACGUGGGCGGCAGCGGCGAUGGCCCGGAAAACGGAGCUGCCCAGGCGGGAGGAAGCGCUGCCGGGCAGGUCGGAGGCGAUCGUCGUGGCAGCCAACCAUGCUGUCAACGGAAAUCUGAUGUACCCGCCAUUCCCAGAAGGAAUGCAGAUGGCGAUAUUUGGAAUGGGAUGUUUCUGGGGAGCAGAGAGAAAGUUCUGGCAGCUGCCAGGAGUCUUUUCCACACAGGUGGGCUUCUCAGGCGGCUUCACCCCCAAUCCCACUUACAAAGAAGUUUGCACUGGGAUGACUGGACAUGCCGAAGCAGUCAGGAUUGUGUUUGACCCACAGAAAAUCCGCUACGAGGACCUUCUCAAAGUCUUCUGGGAAAACCAUGACCCCACUCACGGCAUGAGGCAGCAGAAUGACGUCGGCACACAGUACCGUUCCGCCAUCUAUACCUUUGGAACUGAGCAACUAGAAUCUGCGUUGAGAUCCAAGGCGGUCUACGAACAGGAGCUGGCUAGGAAGUUACUGGGACCGAUCACCACUGAGAUCCGGCAGGCUGGCGCUUUCUACUAUGCUGAAGAUUACCACCAGCAGUACCUACACAAAAUCCCAGAUGGCUAUUGUGGCUUAAAAGGCACUGGCAUUGCUUGUCCCGCUGCUAAUGGAGAAGAGCCCUAAGGGGAGCCUUCCUGGGAGCCAUGGCAAUUGGUACCCAGAUGUGGUCACCAUGGAAACUGAAGCAGCCAAGCAUCCUCUUUUAAUUCAACAGUAAUUAAACAUGUAUGGCCUUUGUUUCCAUCUUUAAGACUCUGAGAUCACAGGGGGAGUGGGUGGCCCACUGAAAGACCUUCUUCUACAUUUGGCACAUGAUGCAGCAUGUGAGAUGGUUUCCAUACACAGCUGCUGGUGAUGUGUGGAAUUCCAUAGAAUGUGUCAAAGGCAUGUUUCUGGUAGAUCCCCUGUUCUGGUUCAGUUUUGACGUAUAGGAAGCUGGAACCAGGUGAGGUCCUACAUCUUUUGGUGUGUUUGGAAUAGAGUAUGGUUCAUUUGCCCUUCCCACCAUUGCGUGUUUUACCUAUGCCAUUGUGACUGGUGGAAAAGCUGCCCAGAAAUAUGUCAAGUUUCCUUAGGACCUCCUGGAGUGUUUCCACCUCUCUGGUUUGUGUUAAAAGCCGAGAUUAUUUUUUCUCUGUCCACCACAUCUUCUGGAAUAUUCGGAGUAUGCCAGGCGAGUUGCUUCCAAGCAUGGGCCAAUCUCUCUGCUGCCUCCUUCUCUACUUCCACUGUGACAAAAUGACUCCCAUCACAAACAAAAUGACUUCUUCACACACUCUUGGAUAUAUUACAAAGGUUUUAAUUACAUCAUUUCACUUUUUAAUGCAUAUGACUUAGAAUGAAUGCUGAUUUUUCAAACUUGAAAUUGUAAUACAGGACCCUGUUGGUUAGGAAAUAACUGCAACCAGGUAGGGAGGCCCCUUUUAAAAUCAAAGGAAAAGAGAGAUAGUUAAGGAGAUGUAGUUGGGGGUAUGUCAGUUAAGGGGUGUACUGAAGCUGAUAUUUACGAAGUCCUGAAAUUGUUAUGGGUAGGAAGGGGGGAAAGGUGACUUGCCUUGCUGGAGAUCUCCGUUAGACCAAGGGUUCCCUAGAAAGCAUCCUGGUAAUAAGCUGCCACCACUCUGGUGUCUCCUGAGAACAUCUAGACCAACCCUCUCAGUUCUAGCAUAAUAACAAAGUAACAGGGUGAAAACCCUGGAAAAUACCUUACAGCAAACUAUGUAGCGCCCAGGUGAUCUGGCACACUGGAAGAGAUUCCAAGAAAUAUCCUGGAGAAAUGUACUAAGAAAGCCAAAAAUGUCUUUAUGGAAAGAAGAUUUAUUAUAGCAAAAAAGGGGAAAUGGUGGGUGGGUUCAGAAAGGGGUAGGAAAGGGGACAAAAUACUCAGGGCAGAGCAACCGUUAAAGGAUACUACUGGACAUAAAUAGUUACCGUUUACAGUAAGGGCAUGUUAGCGUAUCAGGGCGGCCGAGAAGGAUGUAUGAAGAAGCUUGCAUGUUAACUUUAGAAUCAACCCACUAAAUUUGCUAAAAAUAGUUUUGAAUACAAGUUUUUAAUACACAUUUGGAUAUUUUCCAUAUGAUGGAUAUGCUUCAUAAUAAAUUGUUUUUUAAUUACA
This is a messenger RNA of Eublepharis macularius, 2249 nucleotides long. Its product is annotated as mitochondrial peptide methionine sulfoxide reductase-like. Gene Ontology annotation, cellular component: cytoplasm. Gene Ontology annotation, molecular function: peptide-methionine (S)-S-oxide reductase activity. The transcript is spliced from 6 exons. Bases 110 to 754 code for a protein of 214 amino acids. Gene Ontology annotation, biological process: cellular response to oxidative stress. The record is from RefSeq and is a predicted model, not a curated record. Lineage: Eukaryota; Metazoa; Chordata; Lepidosauria; Squamata; Eublepharidae.